Triticum aestivum (bread wheat) is the source of this 1423-nucleotide messenger RNA. RefSeq lists its product as uncharacterized. The record is from RefSeq and is a predicted model, not a curated record. Lineage: Eukaryota; Viridiplantae; Streptophyta; Magnoliopsida; Poales; Poaceae. Bases 221 to 757 code for a protein of 178 amino acids. The transcript has 3 exons.
CACCUCUGUGCAGCAGGAUCAGGCUCGACGCGUCGUGGGUGUUGGGGCGGGUCCACGCGGCGUCACUUUGCUUCUUGCCUCUCUCUCGUUUGCCUUAAACAGCCUUCAGCCAGCCACACCUCGCAUAGCAAGCACCUCCCACACCUCAGCCUUGCCGGAGCAGUGAAGCAAGCACCUCCCACGUCCCACACAGAUCGAGCAGCGACGUACGCUCGGAUCCAUGGACUCCCCGCAAAAGAAGCUCGGAUCCACCAUGGACGGAGAGAUGCCACAUCUGCUGCCUGUGACUGUGAGCGAGACCGUGUCCAACUCCAAGGAGACGCGGGCCGCUCCUCCUCCGGACGCUGUCGUGAUUGUCAGCGAGUGGGCGUUCUACCCCGGCUUCAUCGCCUUUCUCUUCUACACCCUGCAUUAUGCAAUCACUUCCGCACUGUCCUUGUUCUUUCUGCUGACGGGCGCGGAGGCGGAGGCCGCCAAGGUGAGCGUCCUACACGUCGGGAUGCUGUGCUUUGCCGCACUCCAGGUGGCCGCGGCGGCGGUGGCUCUGCGGCUCCCGCGCCGCCGCGGCUGGGUCCGCUACGCCUUCGCCUACCUCGCCCUCGCGCUCGCCAUCGUCGGCCACUGCAUGUUCGCCGCUGGAGACCACUUCUUCAGGAUCUUGCGCACCGUCGGCAUCUUCAUCUACGCUGCGGGCGAUGUCCUCUGCUUCCUGGCCCUCCUCCUCGACCUCCUCGGCCUCCUGGGAGGUGAGAAGUAGGACAGAAGCAGGGCAAACAGUAGGCAGGGGAUCAGCUCAUGAGAUGAGGUACUGAUGAGUGCGCAGUUACUUCUAAUUAAGGAAUAAUGUCGAGUAUGCAUUAUGAUGCGAAGACUGAUCUCAGUGCUGGCCGUAUGUGCGAAUCUACUAGCUAGCUAAUGUAAUGUUAAUUAAUUGGAUAAAACAACUAUAUACUACUAGCUAGUUAGUACAUUUGUGUGAUACGUCUGAAAAUCACCUAGCUAUCUAGAUUGUGGUUUGACCUUUUAUCUGUGUGACCAGACAUGAGUUAUAUGAUGAUUAUGGUUAUAUAUAUCUAGUCUCUGCUUAAUUGACGCUGGUGAAAUUGGUAUGUGCAUGCACACAUGCAUGUUGUUACUCAUGUUGACAAUUAUUUCUCAUUUUUUCUGGCAAACCGCUGGCGUAGCAAUAAUGCAGCCAUCGGGGUUCGGCUUUCGGUUUGGUUUGGAUUUUUCGGUGAGGAGUGGAUGCAUGUAUGGCUUGGAGUGUCGUCCUUUCCAUUGAGGUUCUUCUUCAGAUGUGGAUCCAUAUAUAUGCCGGCCAAUUGUAUGAGCACUUGAGCUGAUACGUUGUUGUUUUUUUAUGAAAAGAGACACAAUCGUCCACCAUGAACCUUUAGAGCAUUGUUCAAACCUGUAGGGUUUU